Molecule: messenger RNA, 433 nt
Organism: Dentiscutata erythropus
Lineage: Eukaryota; Fungi; Glomeromycota; Glomeromycetes; Diversisporales; Gigasporaceae
Source: the annotation of a GenBank genome assembly
GCUCUAAGAGCAAAUGAGGAAAAUAAUGAGAGGCGUGAUGUCAAGGACUUAUCUGGGGAUGUGAGUUUACUUAGUAAACCCCCCACCUCUUCUGUAACUCAGGACAAAGAAUCUCGAUCACAUAAGAAGAAAUUAGAAGCAGAAAAUAUCAUGCAGGAUGUAUUUGAUUUUACCAUGGAUGGGUCUGAGAAAAAACAGCCGGAAGGCGCUUCGCACAUGACAGGAAUUUCGCUUACGGGCUGUAAGGAAAAUAAUUGCCAAGAAAAGAUAGAGUCCCAGGGAGGUUUAGCAGAUUUAUCAAGUUCAGACAUAUUGCAAAAUAUAAACCGCUUAUAUGAGAAUGCAUGUACUGUGAAAAAUGAAAGGGUAAAGGCUAAUCAGGCAGAAAUUCUGUGCUGGAGAAAUUUUAUUAUAGGACUGGAUAAUAGUAUAG